AUAGGUAUGUGUAUUGUGUGCAUUUAAGUCAUUUCUGACUUAUGGCAACCCUAAGGCGAACCUACCGUGGAGUGUUCUUUGCAAGUUUAUUCAUGGCCAUCCUUUGAGGCUGAGAGCAUGUGACUUGCCCAAGGUCACCCAGUGGGUUUUUGUGCCCAAGCAGGGAAUCCAACCCAGGUCUCCAGAGUCGUAGUUUGACACACAAACCGCUGCGCCAAACUGAUUUUAUUUGAUUCACGACAAGCAACGCUUCGCCAGUUUUAGAUGUAAGGCUGCUCACAUGAAUUGACCUUCGGUGCAAACAGGAGUAGCUACAUCUGCAGCCAUGCCUGCUUUCCGGCAGGUUGGGGAGAAGCAACUACCCCAAGAGGUCAUUUUUAUGGCCUGGUCUCCCAAGAGGGAUCUGAUUGCCCUUGCAAACAAAGUUGGAGAGGUUUUACUUCACCGGCUAGCAAACUUUCAGCGAGUCUGGAGUCUGCCACCAAGUGACAGUACAGGGAAAGAAGUGACAGCCCUUGCGUGGAGACCAGAUGGCAAAAUUUUGGCUUUCGGACUGGCUGAUACUAAGAGAGUCAUCCUGUGUGAUGUGGAGAAACCAGAGAGCUUGCAUUCUUUCUCAGUGGCUUCUCCUAUUACUUAUAUGCACUGGAUGGAAGUUACAGAAGAAAGCAGUGUCCUAACUUCAUUUUAUAAUGCUGAAGAUGAAUCCAACCUUCUUCUUCCUAAACUGCCUGCCUUGCCAAAGAACUAUAGUACCACUGCAAAAAUUUUCAGUGAAGAAAAAUCAGAUGAGAUUAUGAAACUCAUGGGUGAUGUCAGGCUGAAUGCUCUGGUGCUUGGAGGCAACAAUGGAUUUAUUGAGAUCUACGCUUACGGAAUGUAUAAGAUCGCCACAAUAACAGGGGUGAUUGGCUCAUGUCUUGCACUGUCCUUGUCCAGUGACUUGAAAUCACUAUCAGUUAUUACAAAAGCAGAGGUUUCUCCACAGAGCGAGCCAGAAAUAACCUAUUUCCAAUUGGACACAAGUCUGUUAUCCACCUAUUUACCAGAAGUGACUCGGAUGGCUCGAAAAUUUACACAUAUUUCAACUCUUCUGCAGUAUAUAAAGCUUUCUCUGACAUGUAUGUGUGAAGCUUGGGAAGAAAUAUUGAUGCAAAUGGAUUCACGGCUAACCAAAUUUGUACAGGAAAAAAAUACAACCACUUCUGUACAAGAUGAAUUCAUGCAGUUACUGUUGUGGGGCAAAGCUAGUCUUGAGCUUCAAGCACUCUUGAUGAAUCAGCUAACAGUAAAGGGCUUAAAAAAACUUGGCCAGUCCAUGGAAUCCUCAUACUCCAGUAUUCAGAAGCUUGUCAUAAGUCACUUGCAAAGUGGCUCUGAAGCCUUACUAUACCAUUUAAGUGAAUUGAAAGGAAUGGCAUCAUGGAAACAAAAGUAUGAGUGUCUGGGACUGGAUGCAUCAGGAAUAGAAGAAGCAAUAACUGCAGUGGGUUCCUUCAUCCUGAAAGGAAAUGAGCUACUUCAAGUUAUAGACAGCAGUAUGAAAAAUUUCAAAGCUUUUUUCCGGUGGCUUUAUGUGGCCAUGCUAAGGAUGUCAGAGGAUCAUGUCCCCCCAGAGCUGAACAAGAUGACUCAGAAAGAUAUCACUUUUGUUGCUGAUUUCCUUACUGAGCACUUCAAUGAGGCACCUGAGCUCUAUAAUCGUAAAGGAAAAUACUUUAAUGUAGAAAGAGUUGGCCAGUACUUGAAAGAUGAAGAUGAUGACCUUGUAUCCCCACCUAACACAGAAGGAAACCAAUGGUUCAACUUCGCUCAAAAUAGCAAUCAUCUUAAAGAAAGCCCUUUGCUAUUUCCAUACUAUCCUCAGAAGUCUCUGCAUUUUGUAAAAAGGCGAAUGGAGGGAAUUAUUGAUCAGUGUCUACAGAAGCCAGCUGAUGUCAUUGGGAAAUCAGUGCACCAAGCAUUUCGUAUGCCUUUAUACAAAGCAUCAAAAAGUGAGGACUCAGCUUCUCAGUUGUUUAAGCUGCCAUUUUUGUGGAAUGAUAAAUCCUCCAGCUUGCAUUAUGUUUUGUUCACGAUGCUAGAAAACUCAAUUUCUAAAAUAUAUAUAUUGAGGAGGCAUACAGACGUUUCAAGGUCUGCAAAUAAUGGACUGCUUGCUGUUGAUUUUGGAAAUUUUCUGAACAACAGUAUUAAUGAAAGUUCAAGUACAAGUUUCUACAGUUGCCUUGAUGCCCAUUUCUAUGAUGAUGACACUAUAACAGUAAUUCUUGCUGAGAACUUAGAACAAGAGGGGAAGGAAAGAAUUUUGGCCCAGCUGCCUUUAUCAUCCAUAUAUACGGAGGAGAACCAAGAAUUGGAAUUGAGCUGGAAUUCUGACCAAAGCUUAGUUCAAACCUGCGUCACAUCCGAGUGUUUGAAAUGGAUGUUGAAGAUGAUGGAGAAGUCGAGGAGGAAGAAGAGGAAGAAACAGUACAGCUUGUUGGUCCAGAUCAGGAAGAAGAAAAACAAACUACAAACAAUCCUGAAAAUAGUGUCUCUGCUGGUUCUGCUGAAUUGGCAGAUCAAAUAGAAGAGCAAUAAGCCAGCCUCCAUGACUAAGAGAAACACAUUUCAGUGUCUUGUGUGUUACAAAGAACAAAACAGAAAUGUGGUCCUGUCUGCUGAAUCGUUUUGGUAGUAAUGAACUACAUUUUUUUUAAUACAGUACAUAAGUGCUGCUAUGAGUUGCAAAAUUCCUGGUUGUUCUUUUUUCCAUAGUUUCCAAGUACACGUUUUUUUUUUGUAAGGCAGCUACUUUGUCUGAAUAAGUGAAAAAAUAUUUCUGGGAGGCGGGGGGGAAAUGGCCCGGCAACAUACCAGGCAACAUUAGUCAUACCUUCCCUUUCAGUCUCCAUUGUCUUCAUACCCCACAUGUCCCUAAUAUUUUCGUAGUAUUCCUUUCAGGUGCCAUAGGUAUCCACAGAUGUAUCUCUGUUCACUUUUCCAAGAAGCCUGUGCAGCAUGAGAGAUGGAAGGAUUGGAAUUCCAAAGCCUAUUUUUAUUUCCAGUGUGUGUUUUGUAAUGGAAAAUAAAUUAAAAAGGAGUAUA
Messenger RNA from Sceloporus undulatus (fence lizard), 3090 nucleotides. It is a transcript of the gene ANAPC4, whose product is annotated as anaphase promoting complex subunit 4. Bases 326 to 2572 code for a protein of 748 amino acids. Gene Ontology annotation, biological process: anaphase-promoting complex-dependent catabolic process; positive regulation of mitotic metaphase/anaphase transition; protein K11-linked ubiquitination. The transcript is spliced from 29 exons. NCBI's taxonomy places the organism in Eukaryota, Metazoa, Chordata, Lepidosauria, Squamata, Phrynosomatidae. Gene Ontology annotation, cellular component: anaphase-promoting complex; nuclear periphery. Gene Ontology annotation, molecular function: protein binding. The record is from RefSeq and is a predicted model, not a curated record.